This is a messenger RNA of Cucumis melo (muskmelon), 4346 nucleotides long. Its product is annotated as tripeptidyl-peptidase 2. Gene Ontology annotation, molecular function: serine-type endopeptidase activity; tripeptidyl-peptidase activity. Gene Ontology annotation, biological process: proteolysis. The transcript is spliced from 34 exons. The record is from RefSeq and is a predicted model, not a curated record. Lineage: Eukaryota; Viridiplantae; Streptophyta; Magnoliopsida; Cucurbitales; Cucurbitaceae. Gene Ontology annotation, cellular component: cytosol. The coding region runs from base 176 to 4246 and encodes 1356 amino acids.
AAACCAAUAAAAACUCAAUAACCACGCACGUGGGUUCCAACCUCUCCCUAAUCCACAUUCCCCUUUCCACUCUCGUUAUCCUCACCGCCCCUUUCACCCUCCACCACCUGUCCCUCCGUCUCCGCCGCCGUACCUUAACGACCAUUCAAAUUUACCAAAACACCCUCCCAUUCUCAUGCAAAAUGCACCGCUUUUACUUAAGUUCCCCAUUCUGCCCUCCCUCUUCCCGUUCUCUUCUCUUUCACUUCCUUCUCCCACUCCUCCUUCCAUUCCAUUUCUUACCUCAGUAGUCCAUAGCUCUGUUCUUCGAAAACGAUUUUGUUUUAAGGCAAUGCCUUCUGCUGGCGGUGGCGACGACCUCGUUAAUGGUGGUGCUUUCUCCGGCUUCAGUCUCACUGAAUCCUCCUUCUUGGCCUCUUUAAUGCCUAAGAAAGAAAUUGCUGCUGAUCGCUUCAUUGAGGCUAAUCCUGAGUUCGAUGGCCGUGGUGUUCUUAUUGCGAUUUUUGAUAGUGGUGUUGACCCUGCUGCUGCGGGAUUACAAGUGACAUCAGAUGGAAAGCCUAAGAUAUUGGAUAUUCUUGAUUGUACGGGGAGUGGCGAUGUUGAUACCUCGAAGGUGGUGAAGGCUGAUGAAGAUGGUUGCAUUAUUGGAGCUUCAGGGGCUUCUUUGGUUAUCAAUUCUUCGUGGAAGAACCCUUCUGGUGAGUGGCAUGUGGGGUGUAAAUUUGUUUAUGAGUUAUUUACAGACACGUUGACUUCUCGUUUGAAGAAAGAGAGAAAGAAGGAUUGGGAUGAAAAGAAUCAGGAGGAGAUUGCCAAGGCUGUUAAGGUUCUUGAUGAGUUUGAUCAGAAACACACCAAGGUGGAGGACCCAAAUCUGAAAAGAAUUCGUGAGGACCUCCAAUACCGAAUUGAUAUUCUUAAAAAACAAGCUGAUUGCUAUGAUGACAAGGGGCCAGUCAUUGAUGCUGUUGUUUGGCACGAUGGAGAAGUAUGGAGGGUUGCUCUUGAUACACAAAGCCUUGAGGACGAGCCUACCUCUGGAAAGCUUGCCAAUUUUGUGCCACUAACAAAUUAUAAGAUUGAAAGGAAGUUUGGCGUGUUUAGCAAGUUGGAUGCUUGUACAUUUGUCGUUAAUGUGUACGAUGAGGGAAAUAUCUUAAGUAUAGUUACAGAUUGCUCUCCUCAUGGUACUCAUGUUGCUGGUAUUGCUACUGCUUUCCAUCCAAAGGAACCCUUGUUGAAUGGAGUUGCUCCUGGUGCACAACUGAUAUCUUGUAAGAUUGGAGACACACGUUUAGGGUCAAUGGAGACUGGAACAGGGCUGACUCGAGCAUUGAUAGCGGCUGUGGAGCACAAAUGUGAUCUCAUAAAUAUGAGUUAUGGUGAGCCAACAUUACUUCCAGACUACGGUCGCUUUGUUGACCUUGUUAAUGAGGCGGUAAACAAGUACCGGUUAAUAUUUGUGAGCAGUGCUGGUAAUAGUGGGCCAGCUUUGAAUACUGUUGGUGCUCCUGGUGGUACAAGUUCAAGUAUUAUAGGAGUUGGUGCCUAUGUCUCUCCGUCGAUGGCUGCUGGUGCUCAUUGUGUGGUUGAAGCUCCAAGUGAAGGGCUUGAAUAUACUUGGUCAAGUCGUGGACCAACGGCAGAUGGAGAUCUUGGUGUUUGUAUAAGUGCUCCUGGUGCUGCUGUUGCUCCUGUUCCUACAUGGACCCUACAAAGACGAAUGCUUAUGAAUGGGACCUCUAUGGCAUCUCCAUCUGCCUGUGGGGGCAUUGCAUUACUCAUUAGUGCAAUGAAGGCUGAGAACAUUACUGUGAGCCCAUAUCUUGUGAGGAAGGCUCUCGAGAAUACAACCAUUCCGGUGGGUUGCUUACCAGAAGAUAAAUUAUCCACUGGACAGGGGCUCAUGCAAGUUGACAAGGCAUAUGAAUAUAUUCGGAAGUCCCAGAAUGUUCCUUAUGUUUGGUAUAAAGUGAAGAUUAAUCAAUCUGGAAAAUUAUCUCCUACAACACGAGGAAUUUACUUGAGAGAGGCUAGUGCCUGCCGUCAACUUUCUGAGUGGACAGUACAAAUUGAACCCCAGUUUCAUGAAGAUGCGAAUAACUUAGAAGAGCUGGUCCCUUUUGAGGAGUGUAUCGCAUUGCAUUCCAGUGAAAAAACAGUUGUCACUGUUCCUGAUUAUUUGCUUCUCACACAUAAUGGACGCAGCUUCAACGUAGUGGUUGACCCUUCCAAUCUUAGUGAUGGCCUGCACUAUUAUGAACUCUAUGGCAUUGAUUGCAAGGCUCCAUGGCGGGGUCCUCUAUUCAGAAUCCCAGUAACUAUAACAAAACCAGUAGUUGUGGUGGAUCGCCCUCCAAUAGUUUCUUUUUCAAGAAUGUCAUUUUUACCAGGCCAUAUAGAGCGGAGGUUCAUAGAGAUACCACGUGGUUCUAGUUGGGUUGAAGCAACCAUACAAACUACAGGAUUUGACACGACAAGGAAAUUUUUUAUUGACACGGUUCAGAUUUUGCCCUUGAAAAGGCCUUUGAAGUGGGAGAGUGUGGUAACAUUCUCGUCUCCUGCUUCCAAAAGUUUUUGUUUUCCUGUUGUGGGUGGCCAAACUAUGGAACUGGCAAUUGCUCAAUUUUGGUCAAGUGGCAUCGGAAGCAGGGAGUCAUCGCUUGUAGAUUUUGAGUUAACAUUUCAUGGGGUUAGUACCAAUAAAGAUGAAAUAGUGUUUGAUGGAAGUGAAGCGCCUGUUAGAAUUGAUGCUGAAGCUUUGUUGGCAUCAGAAAAACUUACUCCUGCUGCCAUCCUGGACAAGAUAAAAGUUCCAUAUCGGCCAUGUGAAGCCAAACUUUGCACACUUCCUACGGAUCGUGACAGAUUGCCUUGUGGGAAACAGAUUUUAUCACUGACACUGACCUACAAGUUCAAAUUAGAAGAUGGUGCUGAAGUGAAACCUACUAUUCCAUUGUUUAAUGACCGUAUCUAUGACAAUAAAUUUGAGUCUCAAUUCUAUAUGAUCUCUGACACGAAUAAGCGUAUUUAUGCUAUGGGUGAUGCAUAUCCAAAGUUUAAAAAACUUCCCAAGGGAGAAUAUAAUUUACAGCUACAUAUAAGGCACGAGGAUGUCCAAUGUUUGGAAAAAAUGAAGCAGUUGGUGGUGUUUAUAGAAAGAAAAUUGGAGGAUAAGGAUACUAUUAAAUUGAACUUUUUCUCUCAACCCGAUGGUCCUAUGAUAGGGAAUUCUGCUUACAAAUCCUCAGUUUUAGUUCCUGGGAAAAAGGAAGCCUUCUAUAUAGGCCCACCACCAAAAGAUAAGUUCCCUAAGAAUUCUCCUCAAGGAUCGGUUCUAUUGGGAGCAAUCUCGUAUGCAAAACUAGGCAUUGUUAGUUCAAGUAAGGAAAGUUCACGGAAGAUGCCUGCAUAUUAUCAAAUCUCCUUCGUAGUGCCACCAACUAAGCCUGAAGAAGACAAGGGUAAAGGUUCUUCUCCAGCCUUGACGAAGACAAUUUCUGAGCGUCUAAUAGAAGAGGUUCGUGAUGUAAAGAUCAAAUUUCUUUCAAGCCUAAAACCAGAAAGUGAUGAAGAGUUUUCAGAAUGGAAGAAGUUGUGCUCAUCCCUUAAGAGCGAAUAUCCAAACUACACUCCACUGCUUUCAAAAGUAUUGGAAGGUUUGAUUUCUCAAAGAAAUAUUGAGGACAGAAGCUGCCAUGAUGAAGAGGUCAUUGAUGCUGCAAACGAGGUAGUUGAUAGCAUAGACAGAGAUGAGCUGGCCAGGUAUUUUGCACUGAAAAAUGAUCCCGAAGAUGAAGACGUGGAGAAAAUCAAGAAGAAGAUGGAGGCUACCCGCGAUCAAUUGGCAGAGGCACUAUACCAAAAAGGGCUAGUCUUGGCAGAAAUUGAGUCUUUAAAGAGCAAGGUUGAGAGUACUUCGACACUUGUUCGAGAAGAUGCAAAAGAUGUUGGGAAGUCUGAGGAUUCUUUCGAAGAGAAUUUCAAAGAACUAAGGAAAUGGGUAGAUGUCAAGUCUUCUAAGUUUGGAACUCUUGCGGUGUUGCGCGAGAAGCGCUGUGGGAGGCUAGGUACAGCUCUGAAGGUAGUCAAUGAUGUUAUUGAAAAUGGUGGAGAACCUCCCAAGAAGAAACUCUAUGAACUGAAGUUGUCUUUGCUUGAAGAGAUUGGUUGGUCUCAUUUGGUAUCAUAUGAAAAGCAAUGGAUGCAUGUACGUUUUCCUUCAGGCCUUCCUCUAUUUUAAAAGUCUUUGUCCAAUUUUUAGUUACAUUGCCCAAAUAAAUUAUUGGAUUUGUUAUCUUUUGUUAUAUUCCCCAAAUAAAUGGAAUCUCGUUUUUUUUUUC